Messenger RNA from Suhomyces tanzawaensis NRRL Y-17324, 3114 nucleotides. RefSeq names its product phosphoinositide 5-phosphatase (gene INP51). Lineage: Eukaryota; Fungi; Ascomycota; Pichiomycetes; Serinales; Debaryomycetaceae. Gene Ontology annotation, molecular function: phosphatidylinositol-4,5-bisphosphate 5-phosphatase activity; phosphatidylinositol-3,5-bisphosphate 5-phosphatase activity. Gene Ontology annotation, biological process: phosphatidylinositol dephosphorylation. The coding region runs from base 1 to 3114 and encodes 1037 amino acids. The transcript has a single exon. Gene Ontology annotation, cellular component: cytoplasm; membrane. The record is from RefSeq and is a predicted model, not a curated record.
AUGAAGCUCUACCUCAAUGAACGGCCCCGAACCUUCAUUGUCACCAGUGAUACCCAUGCUCUCAUUAUCAGGCAUCCGUACCCCAAGUACAAAGGGUCUCACCACCUCCAUCUCCAUCUGAAGUCCCAUGGUAGCGGGUCCUCGGGCUCGUCAGCAGCUAACGCCACCAGCACCAAGGUGAUCGUGGAAUUCGUCAACAAAUCCUACAUCAACUUCAGCAACUUCAAAGAUAUCACCCCCAGCAAGUCCAGACACAACAAGGAGAUUUUGGGGUUCCUAGGCCUCUUAAACGUGGGUGCCAACAUCUACCUCGGAUUCAUCACCCGUGAGUUGACGGUGGCAUGCCCCACGGUAGGAGAAAACAUCAACAAGAUCGCAGCUGUGGACUUCUUCUGCUUAAACAACGACGAAUGGGACCACCUCCACGGCUCAAGCGACGACAUCCCCCAGACCAGCCAGAACUCACAAGCACAGGCUCAGGAACGGGACAAAAGUGGCGAAUACCCGGUCAACUCAGUGCGCAAGCUACUUUCCUCGGGAGCAUUCUUCUACUCCAGGGACUUCGAUGUCACUUCCAACGUCCAGGAACGUGGCUUGAACCGCAGCGAGUCGGAUGCCCAGUUCACCUUGCUUGCAGACUCUGCGUUCUUUCAGCGAUUCAUGUGGAACUGGUUCAUGAGCUCAGAAUUGAUUGAGUUCCGUAAUCGUCUAUCGUUGCAUGAACAGAUCAUUUUUGAUUCCUCAGGAUUUUUGGUGACAAUCACAAGAGGAUUCGCAAAGACCUUGAACACCCAAGUUUCAGACACUGAAGAAGGUCUAAUCACCAUUAUCUCAAAACAGGCAUGCAUAAAAAACGGACCGUUGUUCGGAGACUGGGGCUGUGACGACGAAGGCUCGGUAUCCAACUUCGUCGAAACAGAACUCAUCAUAUACACCCCAAAGUUUUGCUUCGCAUAUGUCAUAGUAAGAGGAAAUGUUCCCGUUUAUUGGGAAUUGGAGAAUAACUUUUCCAAAAAGAAUAUCAUAUCCUCCAAAAAGAGCAGAAAAGUGGUGUUCCCAAGAUCAUUCGAAACUAGUCAACAUGCAUUCACCCGUCAUUUCGCUCAAUUAGCAUCGCAAUAUGGCGAAGUGCACAUCAUAAACUCACUAAGUGCCGAUUCGAAAAACUACAAGAGCCAGUUGAAUGAUGCCUUUGAAAACCACGUGAAUUUUUUCAAUGUGAAUCGUGAAGAGGAAUCUAAUUCUGGGUCAACCGACCAAAUGAGAACGGAUAUGUUCCCAUUGAACUAUAAACUAGGUUACACACCAGUCCCAAUCUCUACGGCAUCCAUGAAAAAAAAUGGGUAUAAUGCUGCGAACCCACAUGAAAUAGUAAAAAAACUCGAAGAUGCCGUUAUUGAUUAUGGUGCAUUAUUCUAUGAUAUUUCGAAGCAGAAUUACACCGGUAAGCAAUUGGGAAUUUUUAGAGUCAAUUCUUUCGAUAAUUUGAGCAAGGCUAACUACAUUUCAAAAAUUAUUUGUCAGGAAGUUAUUGAAUUAGCGUUCAGAGAUAUCAAAAUCAGAUUGAACCCUGACCUCUUGGUAAAGCAUGCAAAAUUAUGGUCUGAGAAUGAGGACUAUCUCUGCAAGAUCACACUCAACUUCAUUUCAUCGACAUGGGCCCCAAGGGCCACCUCGAAGAAGUCCGUCAAGUCUGCAUUUACCAAAAAGUAUCUCAGUGGUGUUGUCGACUCUAAGCCCAGCGAGCUGGCUAUGCUAAAGCUCUUGGGACGAUUACAAGAUCAAGUUACCGUAACAUUACACAACCCCAUUCAUGACUAUGUUCAAAAAGCAUUAAAUCAAAGGUCAAAAGAGUACAGUUCCUACAAAGAUAUCUCUUUGUUUGCUUCUACAUUUAAUGUUAAUGGUGUCUGCACAGACGAUGACAUCAAAAAUUGGAUUUUCCCCAAGAGCAAGUACAAAAUUGAGAAAUCAUAUGAUGUGGUUUUCGUGGGUUUUCAAGAGAUUGUUGAACUAAGUGCUGGUCAGAUGGUCAAUACACAAUCAGAUAACCGAAUCCAAUGGGAAAAGAAAAUCAAAAAGUGUUUGAAUGACACCAACCCAGAGAACCAGAAAUAUGUAUCAUUAUGGAAUGGACAAUUGGGUGGUAUUGCAUUGCUAUUGUUCGUGAAAGAAACAGAAUUAAAUUACAUCACCAACUUAGAGGGCUCAUUUAAGAAAACUGGAUUAGGAGGAAUGAGUUCGAAUAAAGGAGGGGUUGCUGUCAGCUUCACAUAUUCAAAUACUGAGGUGUGUUUGGUCACGUCGCAUUUAGCGGCAGGUUUAAGCAAUAUUGAUGAGAGACACCAUAAUUAUAAGACCAUCAUAAAGGGGAUCAAAUUUUCCAAAAACAGAAGAAUCAAAGACCAUGAUGUUGUCAUUUGGUUGGGAGACAUGAAUUAUAGAAUCGGGCUUCCUAAGGAACAAGUGAAACCACUCAUUGAAAAGAAGGAGUUCAACAAGUUAUUUGAGUAUGAUCAGUUGAACCGGCAAAUGGCAGCUGGAGAGAGUUUUCCAUUCUUUGAUGAAAUGGAAAUCAGAUUUGCGCCCACCUACAAGUUUGACAACGGUACCAAAGUGUACGACACAAGUGAAAAGCAAAGAAUUCCAGCGUGGACUGAUAGAAUUCUUUCCAGAGGUAAAGACAUAAAGCAAUUAGUGUAUGAUUGUGAUGAUGAUUUGAUCUUUUCUGAUCACCGUCCGGUGUACUCUAUAUUCAAGGUUUCAGUCCAUAUGAUCAACCAGUCUAUCAAGAAGAACUUGUCAAACAGCUUGUAUGAGAGUUACAGGAAAGAAUAUGGCGGCAUCAAUGAAAUUUUGAACAGCACCAACAACCUUUCAUUUUUGAUAGAUGAUGAUGAAAAGGGCUUGCCUGCACCAAGCUCAGAGAGCAAGAAGUGGUGGAUUGAUGGUGGUCACCCGGCGAAAGUGACCAUUCCUGAACUCAACGAAGAGGCACUCGAUGGUGAUACCAAGAUCAUCAACCCCAGAUUUCCCGUGAAUCCUUUUGAUGACACGGAUGAGCCAGAAUUCAUAAAGAAAAGUGAGUUAAUGGAGAUGAUCAAACAGACGUGA